AUGGAAGGACAAACAGGACAACAAGAGGAGUUGUUUGUAGAAAUUGAUCAAAAAACAGAUGAUCAAGCAUAUAGUGAUGGUGAAGCAGCAUCAUGUACAACAGAUGGUAAUGAAAUAGUUAAUAUUAUUGUCACGUCUGAUCCGAUCUUGCAAGGAGAAUCUAUGCCAAGAAGGUAUACAUACUCGUGGAGAAGGCGAAUACAGAAAGUUUUACCUCUAUUGAAGAUGGAUGAAUACAACAGACACGAGUAUGAUCCGAAAGUAGUUUCAUUAGGACCUUACCAUCAUGGUAAGACAGAGCUACAGCUAGCAGAGGAUUUCAAGCAUAUAGCCCUUGAAAUGUUUGUUUCGGGGAGCAGCAAAGACGUAGCUUAUUUCUAUAAUAAGAUACUUGAAGUUGUUGACAACGCAAGAAGUUGUUAUGUCGAUGGCUCUAUAGACAAGUACAAUGAUCAUGAAUUUGCCUUAAUGAUGCUUCUUGAUGCUUGCUUUAUCAUCAACCAUAUCGAGCUUAGCACAACGGAUAGGUAUAACAAACUCAGAACCACGAGGCACCAUCUUGGAAUGUUGGCGUUAUCAACAACAGUUCGUGAUAUGUUUUUGCUUGAGAAUCAAAUCCCAUUUUGGAUACUGAAGCUCUUGAUCAGUUUACGAUAUGACAAAGAUGAAGGAGAUGAAUUGCUAGAGAUGUUCUUGAAUUUCACCCUUUUCGGUGAAUAUGAACAAAAAGGGGAAAUGAGUUACAACCAUGUAGAAGAGCCUCUGCAUCUGCUUGAAGCCUUUAGAACAAGACUUGUCUCACAACAGAGUGAAGUACGAAACUUUCAUCGUACUUGCACACCUCAAUGGUUAAAGAGGAAGAAAAGCAUAUGCAAUGAUCGCGUUAACAUGAAAAGCUACAUUCACUCCUUUCGUUCAGUUACUGAUCUCAAAGCAAAAGGUAUUCAAUUCAAGCCUAGCUGCACUCAUUCACUCAAGGAUAUCAAAUUCAAAUCAAGAUACUUCUAUGGACAGCUUGUACUUCCAACUUGGUAUGUUUCUAUCUACACAAAGGCAUUCUUCUUAAACAUGAUAGCCUACGAGAUGUGUCCAAAUACAGUUACUGAUCGCGCUGUGACAUCAUACGUAUACUUCAUGAAAUCACUAAUUGAGAGUCCAAGGGAUGUCAAGGAACUACGCGAAAAGCAAAUACUAUUCAACAUGCUUGGUAGCGACGAGGAAGUAGCAAGAAUGUACAAAGAGAUCAAUACGUAUGGAGUGAACAACGCGCACAUUUUCUACAAUGUGAAAGAAAAGAUUCAAGAACAUUAUCAUAACAAGGCAAAAACAUGGAUAGCUGAGCUGAUACACACUUACUUUAGGAGUCCAUGGACUGCUUUAGCAUUACUAGCAGCUACUUUCUUGCUUUGCUUGACUUUUACUCAAACUUAUUUUACAAUAAAUCCCAAUCUUAGAUCAUGA
This is a messenger RNA of Solanum stenotomum, 1461 nucleotides long. Its product is annotated as UPF0481 protein At3g47200-like. The transcript has a single exon. NCBI's taxonomy places the organism in Eukaryota, Viridiplantae, Streptophyta, Magnoliopsida, Solanales, Solanaceae. The coding region runs from base 1 to 1461 and encodes 486 amino acids. The record is from RefSeq and is a predicted model, not a curated record.